AUGAGGAAAAACCACACACCAGUGACCAGUGUGACAGAGCUUUUAAUACAUGCCCUGGAAAGUCACCAACACAUCCACAGUGGAGAGAAACCAUACACCUGUGACCAAUGUGGGAAAUUUUUCAUCCAGUUAUUGAGCCUAAAAUGCCACCAACGCAUCCACAGUGGAGAGAAACCGUACACCUGUGACCAAUGUGGGAAAUCUUUCAGCCAUUUAUCAAGCCUAAAAUACCACCAACGCAUCCACAGUGGAGAGAAACCGUACACCUGUGACCAGUGUGGGAAAUCUUUCAGCCAUUUAUCAAGCCUAAAAUACCACCAACGCAUCCACAGUGGAGAGAAACCGUACACCUGUGACCAGUGUGGGAAAUCUUUCAGCCAUUUAUCAAGCCUAAAAUACCACCAACGCAUCCACAGUGGAGAGAAACCGUACACCUGUGACCAGUGUGGGAAAUCUUUCAGCCAUUUAUCAAGCCUAAAAUACCACCAACGCAUCCACAGUGGAGAGAAACCGUACACCUGUGACCAAUGUGGGAAAUCUUUCAGCCGGUUUAAUACCCUUCAAAUUCACCAACGCAUCCACAGUGGAGAGAAACCAUACACCUGUGACCAAUGUGGGAAAUCUUUCAGCCGGUUAUCGAGCUUAAAACGCCACCAACUCAUCCACAGUGGAGAGAAACCAUACACCUGUGACCAGUGUGGGAAAUCUUUCAGCCAGUCAUCUGCCAGACAAAAACACCAACGCAUCCACAGUGGAGAGAAACUGUACACCUGUGACCAAUGUGGGAAAUCUUUCAGAUGGUUAUUGAGCCUAAAAGGCCACCAACGCAUCCACAGUGGAGAGAAACUGUACACCUGUGACCAAUGUGGGAAAUCU
This is a messenger RNA of Thalassophryne amazonica, 876 nucleotides long. Its product is annotated as zinc finger protein 239-like. The annotation marks the transcript as partial. Lineage: Eukaryota; Metazoa; Chordata; Actinopteri; Batrachoidiformes; Batrachoididae. Gene Ontology annotation, biological process: regulation of transcription by RNA polymerase II. The record is from RefSeq and is a predicted model, not a curated record. The transcript has 3 exons. Gene Ontology annotation, molecular function: DNA-binding transcription factor activity; RNA polymerase II cis-regulatory region sequence-specific DNA binding.